UGGAUAGCCAACAAAAUUACAAAAACAUAUUUAAAUAGUAAAAAAUAUGUUAAUUUAACGUGUUAAAGUUUAAAAACAAAUUUUAAUUAUGACAUGUAUCUUAACAUUUAUAUAAAUAUAUAUCAUAACCUAAAUAUAAAUGAUUUAACAAUUUAAAUUAGAAAAAAAUAAAAAAUCCCGGGCGUAGCCCGGAUUAAUCCCUAGUAUAAUUAAAAGUUUAACAAAUGUAUAGCUGUUGCGAAUAUAACAUACUGGCCUAUAUCUACCUAACAUUUUAUUUUGUUUGUGUUUACAAAUUCAAACUAACUUAUUAUCAACAUUUGAAUAUCUCUGAGUAUGAUAGUUAGGCAUGUAAUAUAUAGUUAAGAAAUCGUAAUUAUAAUUUAAAAGAAAAUAGAACAAGCAAAAGAAGAAGAUAUUAUUGGAGAAUCUUUCUUUAGUCUUAGUUGGAAGAUAUUGUUCUUAAAGGUAUCCCUAUUCUAAUAUAGAGGCGUGGGGUUCUUGGACCAAACUACAUAUUACCACAAGGCUUAAGAUAAAGUAAUAAUACCCUCUAAAAAAUUUUGUAAUCAAAAGACGGUUACUAUCAUAUUUGGGCACUAUUCUAUAAACAUAUUUAUUUAAAUCCAAUUGCUCGUUACGUGUACACAAGGUAAGCUAGACUUAUGUGCCACAAUAAACACACACAGAAUUUACAAGUUUGAAAUUAGUGACAAAACCAUUUUAUAUAUAUAAAAAUGCUAGUGUACUGUGUACGUCAUACAUGCAUGUACAAAUGCCGCUUUCGGUAUUUAAUUUUAGUAAAAGCAACGAUAUCUAAAUUUUCUCUAACUGUAUAUGCUUUAAAAAACAUAUUGAUAUUGCCAAUAUGGAUUUUUCUGAAUUUUGUGUUUGAAUGAUAAUUUGAGAUAUUUUGUCGGAGAUGGAUAUUUGACAAGUAAACAAAAUUGAAUUAAAAUCCAAGUUUAGGUACGAAUUGACUUUUUCAAAAGUCUACUCAAUAAAUUGUAAAAGCUGAAAUGACUAACGGGUUUAGAUGGGAAACGGAAGAAAACCCUAAACAACAAACAGUCCAUUUUUUCCUUCUUUAUAUAAACCAAUGUUGCCCAAAAGGCAUUUUCUCCUCAAAGAAAAAAAAAUAAGAUAAAAGAGGAAACAAAAUCUCGAAGAGAAAGAGAGAUAUGGGUGAGGUGGCUUAUAUGGACGAAGGAGACUUAGAAGCAAUCGUGAGAGGCUACUCUGGCUCCGGAGAAAGCUCCGGCGGGUCUUGCCUCCCAUUUGAGACGGCUAGUUUCUACGAACCGGAGAUGGAGACAACUGGUUUAGAUGAACUCGGUGAACUCUACAAACCUUUUUAUCCUUUCUCUACUCAAACUAUCCUCACGAGCUCCAUCUCUGUUCCCGAAGAUUUAAGAAGUUUCCGAGAUGAUAAGAAACAACGAACCCAUGGCUGUCUUCUGUCUAACGGAUCAAGAGUUGAUCAAAUCAGAAUCACAGAGUCCAAAUCGAAGAAGAGCAAGAAGAACCAACAGAAGAGAGUUGUUGAGCAAGUGAAAGAAGAGAAUCUGUUGUCAGACGCAUGGGCGUGGCGUAAAUAUGGGCAGAAACCCAUCAAAGGAUCUCCGUACCCAAGGAGUUAUUACCGGUGCAGCAGCUCAAAGGGGUGUUUAGCAAGAAAACAAGUUGAAAGAAAUCCUCAGAACCCGGAAAAGUUCACCAUAACGUAUACGAACGAGCACAAUCAUGAGCUACCAACCCGGAGAAACUCACUAGCUGGUUCAACUCGAGCCAAAUCUUCCCAACCUAAACCGUCCAUAACCAAAAAAUCUGGAAAACUAGUGGUUUCUUCUCCCACAAGUAACCCGGUGAUCACAUCCGCUGAUGAAUCUUCCGUUGCUGUUCAAGACAUGGGGAUUUCAGAAAUGAGUACCUACCAAGCAACCGAAGAAAUAGAAGGCAUGAGUACCAGUUUACCAUCGGAUUUGUUGUCUGGAAUGGGAAAUUUUCCAUGCUUUACUAGUGACUUCGAUGAACUAUUGAAUAGCCAAGAGUUCCUCAAUGGGUACUUAUGGAAUUAUUAGAGAACGUUAGGUGUGUAUGAGUAUGAAUAUAUAGUCAAAUUUAUAUUAUAGUUGCAUUGCGGCCGUUGAGAAAAAAUGUAUAAAUGUCUAGUCUCUGUAGGAGAUUAGAGCGUCAUAGUUUUCUUCUUGUUUCCAGCUUAACUUUUGAGUUUAACCUAAUAAAAUUCGUUUUUCCUU
Molecule: messenger RNA, 2258 nt
Organism: Brassica rapa (field mustard)
Lineage: Eukaryota; Viridiplantae; Streptophyta; Magnoliopsida; Brassicales; Brassicaceae
Product: probable WRKY transcription factor 29
Biological process (GO): regulation of DNA-templated transcription
Cellular component (GO): nucleus
Molecular function (GO): transcription cis-regulatory region binding; DNA-binding transcription factor activity
Source: RefSeq, a predicted model, not a curated record